CUCUCAUUCCACUACCAUCUGCUCGUCAAAACAACAAAACUCAACUUUGGAUAAAUUUGUAUAUUUAAAAUUUAAAAUUACAAUUUUAAAUAUCACACUCACGUGUUAAAUUAAUUGAGGUAAAAUUUAACACCGAGUGUAUACCCUGCUCUCAUUACAGGAUACAAAGUUAUCUUAAAAGUGGAAACAUCGCCACUUUAUUGCGAAAAUGGAAACGGUUAAUUUACACAGCGAAAAUUCUCCUGAAAGUCGCUAUCAAAACUCCGGUAUGGAAAAAGCAAGUCUGGAUAAAGCCCACAAUUAUUGCUUCUUGUGCGAAUCUUUACUUCAAAACCCUUCCUCCCCGUCCCCCCUUCUCGCGAAAAAGAUCUCUCUGUGCAAAAAAUUCCUCCAAGAAAUUGGCGAUACGGAAGAAAAAAACUACGCAAAAUCGUGUCCAACUUGUCUUCACGAGGUGAGAAAAGUGUGGCAUCUAAACCUCGCAAUUAUCACAGUCAAACAACAAAUCACUGCAAUUCUAAAGAAACGGAGAGCCUGCAGAAAACAACAAAAUCCAGUAAAGACACCACUUCACCAUGAGACCGUUAAAAUUAAAGACGACGAUUUCACUAAUGAUCAAACCACUCGCAAUUCCAACCGUGCAGAAAAUUACGCCCAUGAAGACCACGACGACACGUCCCCCACCACCACCACGGCCCUCACGCCCUGCGUUAAGAUCGAGACGAGCUCAUCCUCCUACGGUAUGGACGCUGUCGACGUGGUGGACAGCAUUUUCGUGGGUGGCGCCAAGAACGGCGACAUUUUCGCAGAAAGUGACGCCAUCGAUGACUCCAGCGACCUGAAUGACGACGAUGAUAACGACACCAAUUUCAUGGAGUAUGAAGACGUCGAAGUUAUGCCCACAUUUCAACCGGCCAGCCCUGUCGUCACAACCUCGCCGGUGCAUCGACGAAACCACCGCGCGCCCAGCCGCCCCAUCGUCGCAAAGCACAAAUGUCUCCAGUGCGAGCGCGGCUUUCCCUACCGCUUCCAACUGGCCGAACACGUGCGUUCCUUCCACGAGAAGAUUCGCUACCCGUGCUCCGUCUGCGGAAAAGCGUUGUCCUCCGCGCGACACUGCGCCGCGCAUGAGGCCACCAUCUGCGGCGUCAUCCAUCCCGCCGCUUUACUCAAAAAGCUCUACGUCAAACUCCACCCUUGUAUCGUGGUCGGCUGUACAAAAAUUUUCGCAAGUUCGAGCAACCUCGGCAUGCACGUGGCGUCCAAGCACGUGGGGGUUCCGGCAUUCAUCUGUUCCACGUGUGGGGUCGACUUCGUCACGUUACGGGAUCGAAACAAGCACGAAAUAGAGUGCAAAAUUCGACCCAACGUUUAAAACGAGAUUGUUCAAGGAGAUACAUACGUACAUAAUUAUUGGUUAUUUAUCACCUUUAAUUAAGUCCCCCUGUAGUAUUAUUUGUGUGCACAACUUUACAAUUAUAAUUUGUACAUGUUUAAAUAUAUGAAAUUAAUGUAACAAACCGGCAAAAUUUUACGAAAUAAAUAGUACAUAAUGUAUGUAUGUAUUUUUGACAUA
This is a messenger RNA of Folsomia candida, 1576 nucleotides long. RefSeq names its product zinc finger protein 268. Gene Ontology annotation, molecular function: DNA-binding transcription activator activity, RNA polymerase II-specific; RNA polymerase II cis-regulatory region sequence-specific DNA binding. NCBI's taxonomy places the organism in Eukaryota, Metazoa, Arthropoda, Collembola, Entomobryomorpha, Isotomidae. The record is from RefSeq and is a predicted model, not a curated record. Bases 209 to 1375 code for a protein of 388 amino acids. Gene Ontology annotation, biological process: regulation of transcription by RNA polymerase II. Gene Ontology annotation, cellular component: nucleus. The transcript has 8 exons.